Messenger RNA from Procambarus clarkii (red swamp crayfish), 486 nucleotides. The record is from RefSeq and is a predicted model, not a curated record. Lineage: Eukaryota; Metazoa; Arthropoda; Malacostraca; Decapoda; Cambaridae.
AUGCCAUCCUCCAGGGGCACGCCACCCUUCAGGGACGCCCAGGUUGGCGGCACGCCACCUCCCUGGCUGGAGAUUAUCCCUACAACACAAGCAUCAACACUUCUUCCCCGACCACAGCGGGAGAUUAUCCCUACAACACAAGCAUCAACACUUCUUCCCCGGCAACAGCGGGAGAUUAUCCCUACAACACAAGCAUCAACACUUCUUCCCCGGCAACAGCUGGAGAUUAUCCCUACAACACAAGCAUCAACACUUCUUCCCCGGCAACAGCGGGAGAUUAUCCCUACAACACAAGCAUCAACACUUCUUCCCCGGCAACAGCGGGAGAUUAUCCCUACAACACAAGCAUCAACACUUCUUCCCCGGCAACAGCGGGAGAUUAUCCCUACAACACAAGCAUCAACACUUCUUCCCCGGCCACAGCGGGAGAUUAUCCCUACAACACAAGCAUCAACACUUCUUCCCCGGCAACAGCUGGUCAUCUAG